Messenger RNA from Sphenostylis stenocarpa, 1086 nucleotides. The record is from the annotation of a GenBank genome assembly. Lineage: Eukaryota; Viridiplantae; Streptophyta; Magnoliopsida; Fabales; Fabaceae.
AUGGCUGAAACCCCCAAAAUCCGUUUCGGCGUUGUCGGGUGCGCCGACAUCGCGCGCAAGGUCUCCCACGCCGUCGCGCUCGCGCCCAAAGCCGCCCUGCACGCCGUCGGGAGCCGCUCCAUCAACAAGGCGAGCGCCUUCGCCGCUGCCAACGGCUUCCCCGCCUCCGCCAAGGUUUACGGCUCCUAUGAGGCUCUUCUCGACGAUCCCGAGGUCGACGCCGUCUACAUGCCGCUCCCUACCGGCCUGCACGUGCGCUGGGCUGUGCUCGCCGCCACUAAGAAGAAGCACGUGCUGCUUGAGAAGCCAGUGGCUCUUAAUGUUGCUGAGUUUGAUGAGAUCAUCGCGGCGUGCGAAUCCAACGGGGUGCAGCUCAUGGACGGUACCAUGUGGAUGCACCACCCACGCACCUCGAAGAUGAAGGAGUUUCUCUCCGAUGCAAACCGUUUUGGCCAGCUCAGAUCGAUUCACACCAAUUUUUCAUUUGCCGCUGAUGCUGAUUUCCUUGAGAAUGACAUUCGCGUGAAGCCAGAUCUUGAUGCGCUUGGUGCUCUCGGCGACGCAGGUUGGUACUGUCUUAGGGCAAUACUGUGGGCGGCCAACUAUGAACUCCCAAAAACUGUAAUCGCCUUGCGCAACCCUGAGCUUAAUCAAGUUGGGGUGAUACUGUCUUGUGGGGCUACUUUAUGCUGGGAAGAUGGGAAAGUAGCAACCUUCCAUUGCUCCUUCUUGUCCAACUUGACAAUGGAUAUAACUGCUGUUGGGACAAAAGGAACACUACAUGUUCAUGACUUCAUUAUCCCUUAUGAAGAGAAGGAAGCAUCAUUUUAUGCAGCUACAGAAUCAGGUUUUGAUGAUCUUGUUACAAAGUGGGUUUCACAGCCAAGCAAGCAUAUAAUAAAAACUGAUAUACCGCAGGAGGCUCUUAUGGUAAAUGAGUUUGCCCGUUUGGUGGCUGAUAUCAAAUUCAACAACGCAAGACCUGAGAAGAAGUGGCCAACAAUUAGUAGGAAAACUCAAUUGGUAGUGGAUGCUGUUAAGGCUUCAAUUGAGAGGGGUUUUGAGCCUGUUCAGAUUCAGGAAUAA